Molecule: messenger RNA, 4227 nt
Organism: Chaetomium strumarium
Lineage: Eukaryota; Fungi; Ascomycota; Sordariomycetes; Sordariales; Chaetomiaceae
Exons: 2
Coding region: 287-4012 (1241 amino acids)
Biological process (GO): protein phosphorylation; intracellular signal transduction
Cellular component (GO): cytoplasm
Molecular function (GO): protein serine/threonine kinase activity; ATP binding
Source: RefSeq, a predicted model, not a curated record
UGCCUCUUUUACUUUUGACACCACACAUCUGACGUUGAUGUGUUCCACAGCCCCCGAACCAUCUGAUAAUUUUGAUGUCGCGCUGUCAGCCGAACACACCCGUCUCAACUCCUUUUCGUGCUUGUUUACGCGGUCCAUGUGGCAACGGUCCUUGUGGCAACGUGUUAUGGCUGUCUAAUCGCCAUUUCAAUUGCGCCAACCGCUCUGGACAAAUGCGCUGAAUGCCAGACGACACUGCUGUCCAGCAUGACGGCCUUGCUUUACUGUGCUCAACAGGAUUCCCACCAUGGAGCCCCAACGACCACAUUCACCGUUCCGUCGACCCUCGCAACCCUUUCUUCACAAUAUCCUCCCGCCGUCGAAUGUUACGCACCGGAGCGCCAAUAACACGCCGGUAUCAUCGACGGGCCUCUUCAGUCCGACUCUCACCCGCCCCCCCAACAGAAUUCUUCUCUCGUCGCAGCCCGGCCCCGAGGCUGCGGCACCCGGAGGCUCGAACAUGUCGUAUCUGCAUCCGUUGCAGCUGCGCGAUUUGCAGGGCAACCUGCACAGCCUACACGGCCACAAGGUCCGAGAGACACACAAGGCCAAUGUUGAGCAUGACUACGCAACGGGCAGAAAGCACAUCAAUAACUACGAGAUCAUUGAGGAGAUCGGCCGCGGCAUGCAUGGCAAGGUGAAGCUCGCCCGGAACGUAUCGAACGGCGAGUAUGUUGCCAUCAAGAUCAUUCCAAGGUUUUCUAAGAAGAGGCGAUUGGGCAAGGUCAUGGCGAUGUCCACCCAGGACAAGAGCAAGAAGGAGAUCGCUAUCCUCAAGAAGAUCCGGCACCCUAAUGUCGUCGCGCUCCUCGAGGUCAUCGACGAUCCGGAGUUGAAGAAGAUCUACAUGGUGCUCGAACACGUCGAACUGGGCGAGGUUGUGUGGAGGAAGAAGGGCCUUCCCCAUAUCUGCGAGUACGAACGCCGUCGUGUUGAAAGAGAGAUGCACGGCGCUAAGCCCACGCCCGAGGAGGAACGGUUCGAACGACUCCUGCUGCAGCGCCAGGCUGCGAAGGACGCCGAGCGAGCGAAGCUGAGGGCCAAGGCCCAAAGACCUUCGGCCGAUUAUUGGAGUUUCGAAUAUGGGCCCCUGGACGAUGAGGAGCUUGACGCAUACGUUGGUUCGCUAGGCAGAGACGAUGCGGUCUUGUCAACAAUACGUCGCACCCCGUCCAUGGCGAGUUCUCUGGCUGGGUCAAGAGCCACGUCCCGGGCACCUUCUCGGACACAGUCAAGUAAAUCGCUGUCGAGGCACCUUGAGGUUCCUCGUGCCGAGUCAAAUGUCGCCUCCGUUGCCCAAGAGCGUGAACCGGAAGCGAGCGGAGCUCUACCAAGCAAACCCGACACCUCGACGGCGCUCGACGGGACCAUGUACGGCGCGUACGUCGAGGAUACUGGUUCGCGUGCGAGGUCGCCCAGCAUGGCGGAAUCGAUCACUUCGCACAUCUCCGCCUUCGACUUCAGCAAGGUGCACGACCCCUAUGUGGAUGACUUCUCCUACGUGCCCUGCUUCACCAUGGAGCAGGCAAAGAACACAUUCCGCGACACUGUCUUGGGUCUGGAGUACUUGCAUUAUGAGGGCGUAGUUCACCGGGACAUCAAGCCGGCGAACCUACUCUGGACCAGGGAUCAGAGAGCGAAAAUUGCCGAUUUUGGCGUGUCCUACUUUGGCCGACCUGUCAGGGACGGAGAGCCGGAUGACACCAUCUCGGAAUCGGAGGCUAAGGAUUUCGACAACGAUCUGGAACUUGCCAAGACGGUUGGAACACCCGCUUUUUUCGCACCUGAGCUCUGUGCCACCGAUCUCUACGAUGCGCCUCCUGGCGAGCAGCCCAAGAUCACUGAGCAGAUUGAUGUUUGGUCCUUGGGGGUCACGUUGUACUGUCUGAUCUUUGCUCGCCUUCCCUUCCUCGCUGAGGACGAGUGGCAGAUGUUCAGGAAAAUCGCAAACGAAGAGGUCUACAUCCCUAGCCGACGAUUGCGCCCUGUCGAUCCCUCCACCAAACCCAGCGAAAAGUCCUUGUACACACGUGUGAACACGCCGCCCUACCGCGAUGACGAUGAGCUUGCUUAUGAAGACAUUGAACCCGACCUCCAAGAUCUUCUGAGGAAGAUGCUCACCAAGAACCCCGAGAAAAGAAUCCGCUUGCGUGACGUCAAGAGGCAUCCCUGGGUGAUCAAGGACAUCGACAAUAGGAUUGCGUGGCUCGACGACACUGAUCCGUCGAGGACGACAUCUGGCCAAAGGAUUCAGGUUGAUGAGAAGGAUAUGGCUCGUGCUGUUGUUCCGCUGAAUAUCUUCGAGCGUGCGAGAUCGGUAAUCAGGAAGACCGUGGGCAAGGUCAUGCAUCGUGGCGAUCGGACGGAGAGUGUAUCAUCUAGGAGGCGUGCUGCCAGCAGCGCAGCAUCCUCCGUAGGAGGGGACAGUCCCAUAACCGGAAUGAGCGCCCCUCAUCUCCGCGAGACCCGGCGAAGAAGCUUGCGCCCCGAUGAUUACUUCUCUCCUCCGGGCCAAACCAGCGGUCACCCCUUGACACACAGUGUCCUGGCUAGCCCCGAGGAAGGGUCCCCGGCGGACACCCUUGCAUCUUCCCCUGCGGCGCAGUCAUCGAAUUUUAGCCACGCUUUGCGUAAGCCACUGGAGUUGCUCACGGCACUUGACGAUCAAUGGGCUCGGCAGGCAGCCACAUCGCCAAACAAACCAGGACCCCGUCAUGGACAUGCUCGGUCCAUCACAAACGCAUUUCUCAGUCUGAGCCCACACCACCACACACCAGCCGAAGCGCAGACACUCCCGCCAACGCCACUGUUCGACAGUCCCAUGGAUGACCCAAUCAGCGCACUGAGGAAGGCCCGCGACACGAAGCCUAAGGCAGACGAGCUUGGCCGAGCACGGUCCGUUGACCGCGGACUGUUCGGGAGCAACGAUAAACGCGCCGAGGCAAUGGUGUCGCUGAGCACGGCUGUCGCGCCGGGCAACGUGCAGUUCACCCCGCGGCCUCGCCAUAAGCCGUCAAUCGAGCUCAUUAAGGGACUUGAGCGAGCUGCGUCUUCGAUGCCUCCGACUCCCAAUCCGAUUUCUGAGUCUCAAAGCGGUCCAUUCAAGUCGGAACCAAAUAUGCACAGCAGGCAGCGUGUUCUUGUCGACGUUGAAGAGGAGCCAGCAACGGCUCAUCGCGUCGACGCCUCCGUCGACCCUGGGACACCCCAACGUGACCGGCCGAAGCCAUCGACGCCUGAACCAGUGGAUCCAGGGUCUACGACAUGCCCUCCAUCCCCCGGAGACGAAAGAUCCCCUCCGAAUGAGACGCUUCCGACAGGCAAGUCCUCGAGCUCAACGUCAAUGGGCGCACUCACGACCCCAUUGACAACCCCAAGCGAGUCGGCGAGCCCGAUCUGUGGGCUCAGCAGUCAGAUGACCAAGGAGGUUACUGAUCGGAUGCUCGCUUUCCAGUCGGAUCCCUCACUGCCGGCUCUUCUCAGCAGCACAAGUUCGGUAUCGGCAGACCCAGAAGGAGACUUCCUCGGCAACCCAGGAGUCGUUGGACGAUCUUCGGUCAUCGACACGACCGACUCCCUCACGCCUCCGGCCUUGACCAAGGAACCCAUCUCGGGAUUCCCGCUGGAAGCGCAGGACAUGCCGGAAGGCGCAGUCCGCGUGAAACUGGAUAGCGCCGCCGAUCUCCCUCCGAGCCGCGGCAAGUUUGGCACUUGGAGAGCAUCGCGAAGUCACCGUGACGAUGAUUGUGACGACGAUGAUGAUAGUGAUAGCGACGAAGGCUUAACCAUGGCCAUGCCGAGGAAAAGGCUGCCGACCCCGACGGAGCCUGAUUCUGGCUCGCUUCCUAGAGACGCGCAGGCGCCCCAGACACACCGGGUGGACCGACUGAUUGGGAAUGCGAGACGGAGAGACACCAAUUGGAGCGUGGGCAGUACCGAGACGGCCAAGAAGCUCGUCGUAGAUGGCGAGUGAGCAUGCUGUCAGCAUGUCGCCUGUGUUGGGUCCACUGAACGCUCGAAUGCACACGCAAAUGCCUUUUAUUCGUUCCAGUUUCCUCCGCCAUCCAGCUGACUUUGUUCCGCGGGCCUGGCUUCCUGAUGAAAAAGCGACCAAAAACAUGUCUCUUUGUCUUUCCUCGCGGCGCAUCGCUCUCGGGAGAGGUUUUCAUUUGGCUUUUAUAGACAGAC